AUGGAUUAUUAUGGAAGACGUCUGGCUACAUGUUCAUCUGAUAAAUCAAUUAAAAUUUUUGAAAUUGAUGGUGAUCAACAACGACUAAUAGAAACUUUGAAAGGUCAUGAUGGACCUGUAUGGAGAGUUUUAUGGGCACAUCCUAAAUUUGGCACAAUAUUGGCUUCCUGUGGAUAUGAUGCUCGUGUUAUUAUUUGGAAAGAAACAAAUAAUACAUGGGCCAAACUUGUUGAACAUAAUUCUCAUCAGGCAUCAGUGAAUUCUAUUAGCUGGGCACCACAUGAACUAGGUGCCAUUCUUGCAUGUGGGUCUUCAGAUAGAAAAGUUUCUAUUAUAGAUUUUAAAGAUGAUGGAACGUGGGAUACAAGAACGUUCCCUGCACAUUCAGUAGGAUGUAAUGCAGUUUCAUGGUCACCAUCAACACCACCAGCAUCUCUUAUACGAACAGGAAAAAGCCAAGAUUUAAAUUUUUUUAAAAAAAUAGUUACAGGUGGUUCAGAUAAUUUAUUAAAAAUAUGGACUUAUAGUAUUGAACAAAAUAACUGGGUGAUUGAGGAGACAUUAGAAGGGCAUACUGAUUGGGUCAGAGAUGUAGAUUGGGCUCCUAAUAUUGGAUUACCAAAGUCUUACAUUGCAUCUGCUUCUCAGGAUAAAACGGUUAUCAUUUGGGUUCAAGAGGGUAAUGCUCCAUGGAAAAAAGUUUAUUUAUCAGAUAAACCUUUUCCAGAUGUUGUGUGGCGCGUUAGCUGGUCCCUUCUAGGCAAUAUUCUUGCUGUUAGUUGUGGUGAUAACCGUAUAUAUUUAUAUAAGGAAACGCUUAAGGGAACAUUUAAACAGAUUAAUGAAAUUACAAAUUAA
Pneumocystis jirovecii RU7 is the source of this 858-nucleotide messenger RNA. RefSeq names its product GTPase-activating protein SEC13. The transcript is spliced from 5 exons. Gene Ontology annotation, biological process: protein import into nucleus; COPII-coated vesicle budding; positive regulation of TOR signaling. The record is from RefSeq and is a predicted model, not a curated record. Gene Ontology annotation, cellular component: COPII vesicle coat; nuclear pore outer ring. NCBI's taxonomy places the organism in Eukaryota, Fungi, Ascomycota, Pneumocystomycetes, Pneumocystales, Pneumocystaceae. Gene Ontology annotation, molecular function: structural molecule activity; protein binding. The coding region runs from base 1 to 858 and encodes 285 amino acids.